This is a messenger RNA of Necator americanus (New World hookworm), 330 nucleotides long. RefSeq lists its product as uncharacterized. The record is from RefSeq and is a predicted model, not a curated record. Lineage: Eukaryota; Metazoa; Nematoda; Chromadorea; Rhabditida; Ancylostomatidae. The transcript has 4 exons. Bases 1 to 330 code for a protein of 109 amino acids.
AUGAGAAAGUGCAUCAACAUAGCUUCUGAACUGAAGCAUAAUAAAGAAAUUAUGGCAGACAAAAAAGAAGGAAAAAGCAAAGAAGAGGAAGAUUUCUGUCCUCCUACAGCUGUCGCCUCAGAGUACUUAGUGAGUCAAAUCCGUUUGGACAAACCCACAGAAAAGGAAGUGAAGGAAGAGUUACAAAAGCAGGAUAGUCCUCAAGACGAUGAACCGCUUCGUGAAUUAACUCCGUGUCCAUCUGAAUAUCAGUUGACGAAGCUUAAUUAUUAUCUGGCUGGAGUACCCAUGGUACAAGCGUUCAAUGAGGCAGAGAAGAAGAAAAAAUAA